UUCAUUUUCUAGCUAUUUUUUGACCCAUGAUGCAGGUGCAUCCUAGAUUCCAGUUCAUUCUAUAUUCCAUUGAUUCCAUUCAUCCAGUUAUUUCGCUCUUAAGAGUAGUCGGAAGUGAUGGAUUCGGCUUGUCAAAAUUCCGAUUUAAAUGGCAAAUAUUUGCUCGGUCAAUUAAAUAUAGCCAGGAAAGAAAUUAAUAACUUAAGGCAACAAAUUAAAACACUUCGUUAUAUACAUGAGAAAGACGUUGAUACUAUAAAGCGUCUUUUAGAAUCAUACCAGAAUGGAGGAACAAUAUCUUCAGAAACAAAAGUUAUAUCCUUAGACGAUGUCAAACCUAGCACCAGUGCAGACGAUGAUGCUAUAAAAUUAAAACCAAUUGGAGUAAUAUCUACUUGGUUUCCUAGCAAACGUGGCACUCCUAGACAAACAGGAAUUUGUGGAAAAGUACCAGGGAAAUUGCUGCUAUAUAAUUCAAUAUAUACCAAUCCUGAUCAUGCUGUUGAAGGAUUACAAGAUUUUUCACACAUGUGGGUUUUAUUCUACUUCCAUAGGAAUGAUUCAACACAUAUUCGGGCUAAAGUCGCACCACCAAGACUGAAUGGUACAAAAACUGGUGUGUUCUCCACAAGAUCUCCUCAUCGUCCAUGUCCGAUUGGUUUAAGUUUAGUAAAGAUUACAAAAAUAGAGAAUCAUACAAUUUAUUUUGAAGGUGUGGAUAUGGUAGAUCAGUCGCCUGUAUUGGAUAUAAAACCUUAUAUACCACAGUACGACAGUCCGAUAUAUUUCGAGAAAUUAAGUAAUAGAUCGCAGGAAUCUAACAUAGAUAACACGUUUGGGUGCAUUGAAGAGACUACCAACUUAAGUAGAAAUCAAACGUUCAAUGCUAACAUUCAUCUUGAGCAUGAAACAAGGAGUCUGCUUUCAGACUCUUAUUAUAGAAAGAACACCAAUGAAACUAAUCAAGAGGCAGACGUUUCCAGGGACGAAGAAAUUGCUUUAAGAUUACAAGCAGAAGAGUUCCAAAGGAAUUCAAACUUUGAAAAUUAUAACAGUGUCAGGCAUUUUUCUGAAUUAAGCGAUAUUAAUUUACAUGAUAAUGGAACAUUAGAACAGAGCAUGAAUGUAACUGGUAUACACAGAACAUAUCAUACUUUGUCUGAUGUGUCAGCUAAUGAAAGAACAAACAUAAACAUAUCCACUGGACAAAAUAUACUUUCAUCAAACUUAGAACAACAAUCGGAAAGUCUAGUAGAUAUAAGCAAUAGAUUACAAAAUUCUAACAUAAGUGGCCCCGCAAAUGUCGACUCAACGCGUUCGUUAAAUGCAAGAAUUGACAAUUCUCCUGUAAGAAUGGGAGUACGAGAGGCUCCUGAUGGAGAAGAGGGCCUGGAAUCGCAAACGCUUGUUCCCUCGCAAAGUUUGUCAAAUGUUGAUGUGGCAAGGACCACAUCGAAUAAUAGUUUACCUGACACUACAGACACAAAUUCAGUUAUUUCUACUGAGCCAAGAAGUAUUGAAAUUAGGGAUACAGAAGCUAAUUCGUCUGCAGAAGUACGAAUUCCAGAGUGGAUAUCAAGACCUCGAACACCUCUAUGCGUAAUAUUUAACGAUCGAGCACUGAUCCAAUUAAAUGAAAUUUUAGGCAUAAAAAUUAAUGACCAAAAGGUAACAAUUGAAAAUGUACUUCGCGAAGAUCCUAGAUCUGUGUAUUUGAGACAACGAUGGGGUAGUCAGUUUUACACAUUUUUGAUUCAUGACUUACAUAUUACUUGUAGAUUCGACGACAACAGAGGUGUAGUUACAGUUUUUCACGUUAGACACGCAGGUCGUAUUUGUGAAUGUGGAGAACCUGAGUGGCAAUGUUUGGGUCAUUCCCCACCACCAUCAUAA
Messenger RNA from Dufourea novaeangliae, 1893 nucleotides. RefSeq lists its product as uncharacterized. The record is from RefSeq and is a predicted model, not a curated record. Bases 118 to 1893 code for a protein of 591 amino acids. Lineage: Eukaryota; Metazoa; Arthropoda; Insecta; Hymenoptera; Halictidae. The transcript is spliced from 4 exons.